GCCCCGGGCCCGCAAGCCCCGCCCCGACCUCUGCGCCCGCUCGCGAGCCCUUGCCAAUUCUCGGGGCGGGGACUGCGCGGGGAGGCGCGCGCCGGUGCGUGCGUGCUCCGGCGCCGCGGGCGGGCCAGUGAAGCCGGCGGCCCUGGCACGUGAUCUCGGAUCGGCGUGGUAGCUUGGUGGCUCCGUCUGUCUGUCCGUCCGCGGGUGCCAUCAUGGCGGACGCGGCCAGUCAGGUGCUCCUGGGCUCCGGUCUCACCAUCCUGUCCCAGCCGCUCAUGUACGUGAAGAUGCUCAUCCAGGUGGGAUAUGAGCCUCUUCCUCCAACAAUAGGACGAAAUAUUUUUGGGCGGCAAGUUUGUCAGCUUCCAGGUCUCUUUUGUUAUGCUCAGCACAUUGCAAGCAUCGAUGGGAAGCGUGGGUUGUUCACAGGCUUAACUCCAAGACUGUGUUCAGGGGUCCUUGGAACUGUGGUCCAUGGUAAAGUUUUACAGCAUUACCAGGAGUGUGACAAGGCUGAGGAGUCAGGAUCUGGAAAUGUACAGAAAGAAGUUUCAUCUUCCUUUGACCGAGUUAUCAAGGAGACAACUCGAGAGAUGAUGGCCCGUUCUGCUGCUACUCUCAUCACACAUCCCUUCCAUGUGAUCACUCUGAGAUCUAUGGUACAAUUCAUUGGCAGAGAAUCCAAGUACUGCUGCAAAAUAAUCUUGACGUAUUUCACGUUUCUUUCUUCUGAACCUAGUGGACUUUGUGACUCCAUAGCGACUAUCUAUCGGGAAGAGGGCAUCCUAGGGUUUUUUGCGGGUCUUAUUCCUCGCCUCCUAGGUGACAUCAUUUCUUUGUGGCUCUGUAACUCACUGGCCUACCUCGUCAAUACUUAUGCACUGGACAGCGGGGUUUCCACCAUGAAUGAAAUGAAGAGUUAUUCCCAAGCUGUCACAGGAUUUUUUGCCAGUAUGUUGACGUACCCCUUUGUGCUUGUCUCUAAUCUUAUGGCUGUCAACAACUGUGGGCUUGCUGGUGGAUGCCCUCCCUACUCCCCAGUGUAUUCUUCUUGGAUAGAUUGCUGGUGCCUGCUGCAAAAAGAGGGAAAUAUGAGCCGAGGAAAUAGCUUGUUUUUCCGGAAGGUCCCCUUUGGGAAGACUUAUUGUUGUGACCUGAGAAUGUUAAUUUGAAGAUGUGGGGCAGGGACAGUGACAUUUCUAUAGUCCCAGAUGCACAGAAUUAUGGGAGAGAAUGUUGAUUUCUAUACAGUGUGGCACGCUUUUUUAAUAAUCAUUUAACCUUGGGAAAAUGGAGGUGUUUGGUGUCUGCCUUUUUCUGUUCUUUUUUCCAGCACAACAUAAUUUACCACUGAUAUUCCCCCUUUAGUUAUUCUGAAACAUUUUUACUCCAGAUUAUUUUACUUAAAGAAGGAAGUUGCUUUUACCUAAAGGUACAGGCAGGCUGUCAUGCAAUUUGAGUCUUAGUUUAAGGCUUUGUAAAAUGAAGAGUACAAUCCUGUGAAGAAAGAGAAAUAAUUCUGUGAAACUUAAGAAAAUUAAUAAGGCAAAUGAUAUGGGAGGUUAUAAGUUACCUUUUCUUUAGUAGACCUUAAAAACUCAGCAGCAUCCACCAGAAUCUGUCUCCCAGUAUAUUCUUCUAAGCACAUUUAAUUAACCCUGUCUCUCAUACUUCAAAGAAAGGACAAUACACUGCUAAUCUACCCUAGAAAAUCUCUGCAUGAGGCAUCCAUGCCUUCAGUCUAUUAUUGCAAAGCAAUAAAUUGUGUUGCCAACAACAACAAAAAAAGGACAGUUAGAAUAAGCAAGAUUUGGAAAGGAAGCAUAAUGGCUUUUUUUUCCCAAAAGAAAUUCUUAUUAUCAUAUAAAAUAUGAAAAGCAAAUACUGCGGCAUUAGUCCCCUUCUCUAAGAGCUAAGUCUUUGCCAAUCCCUAAAUUACAUCAUUAUACAGUUCUAAUUGUAUAUAAUCUUUUGUGCUGCUGUUUUUUAUUUUGUUUGCUUUUUGUUGUUGCAGAAGGUGAGUAGUUUGUUUUUCAUUCCUAAUGACACACUUGGAAGGUAUACUUGUAACUUCACGUCUGGUAAUGCAGACGUAAGUCCACAGGAUUCUUAGGAUAUUGACCACCUCGCAUGUCAUACCCUCAGUUAGGCAUGGUAGCAUUCAUAGGAGGGGGAAAAGAUCAUUUUAGAAGGGAAUAAAUUUCCACUCAAGCAUAAAGAUCUUAUUUACUCAGGUCUUUUAAAAGCAGGUUAAAAUGCUCUAAAAUGAGAAAGCAUUUGGUUUCACUUACUUAAAUCCACUGGGUUGUUGCCAAAUGAAUAAGCACUGAAUUUGCUGUUUCUCAGAAGAAUUUGCUACUUCCCUAUCAAAGCUGCAGCACCCACAAUAUUAGAGUGGGCAUGCAGGGUCUCCUCCCUCCCCCGGGGUUUAGGAAUGUAGCCUGAAGCUCCUGAGUAGCUUACCUUGAAAUGUCUUUGAUGUCUCUUUGUCUCAAAAAGGAAUGUAAAUUUUAUAUUCUAUUCAAUAUUAUCUGCAUUUGUUUUAAUAUAAAAAUGUUUUGCAUUACCUACUUUUUUUCCCAAAAAAAAUCUUCAAGUAAAGAUGAUCUAGGAAAAUGU
Balaenoptera ricei (Rice's whale) is the source of this 2619-nucleotide messenger RNA. It is a transcript of the gene MTCH2, whose product is annotated as mitochondrial carrier 2. The coding region runs from base 213 to 1172 and encodes 319 amino acids. The transcript has 13 exons. Gene Ontology annotation, cellular component: membrane; mitochondrion. Gene Ontology annotation, biological process: positive regulation of apoptotic process. NCBI's taxonomy places the organism in Eukaryota, Metazoa, Chordata, Mammalia, Artiodactyla, Balaenopteridae. The record is from RefSeq and is a predicted model, not a curated record.